GGAUUUACCGCUGUGUUCGUAAAGGAAAUACGUCACAGGGUUUUCUCGUUUAUUGGUUCACUUUUAUAGUGACUCCUUUACCUAAUGCAUUAAAGUUCAGAUAAUGUUACACAAUCAAAAUGGUCAGAGUAUGUACAAUCGUCAGUCGUUGCAGCCAGAGAAAGAAUACGGUUACCCCGGUGUUUCUGGUCAGCACGUUUAUGGUGCUUCUAACUCAAAUGUGACAGAUACUUACCCGCAAGGUCAUCCUAACAGCAGCUUCCAGCCACCACCUAACUACUAUUCUGGAAAUCAAGGACAGACUUUCCAACCACAAUCUCAGCCUCCAUAUUAUUCCGCUCAGUCAAUACAGAGUGUGAAUCAACCACCGUUGCCACCCAUGCCUCCUAUCCCAAACCAUCAGGAUUUUGUUCAACGUCCUCAGCAGCCGCGUCUUCCUCCAAUGCCACCAAUGCCUCCUGGACAUGAGGGAGUUCCACCACCCAGUUAUCGACAACCUCAACCUCCAGGUCCGUUUCCAUUGCCAAAUGGUGCUAACACCCAGAUAAAUACAUUACAUUCUCAACAGGCAUAUCAAAACGGUCCAGUAUCCAGACAACCACAGUUCUCUCAAAGUAUAAAUGCAGAUAGAUUACCCAGUCCUAUCGAGGUUAUUGAGAGCAAUCGGGCUCAGUGUACUGGACCUUUUUAUACAGGACAACGAGGUGUUGUGCCUCCUCUAGUCACAACUGACUUUAUAUCACGUGACCAGGGUACAUGUGCACCUUGUUUCAUUCGAUCUUCACUAUACUCUGUUCCGAAUUCAUCAGAUCUCCUUAAAACUGUUGGGAUCCCGUUUUCACUUACAAUAUCUCCAUUUGCAGUACAACAUACAGAAGAUAUGAAUGUUGUGAUAAGUGAUAUGGGUCCACAAGGUCCAGUUCGAUGUGUUCGAUGUAAAGCCUACAUGAAUCCCUUCAUGAAUUUUAUUGACGGUGGUCGAAGGUUCCAAUGUCCACUUUGUAAUGGUUUAACUGAAGUUGCCGCUGAAUAUUUUGCUCAUUUAGAUCAUACUGGACGUCGAGUUGAUGCAGGUCAAAGACCUGAACUAUGUUUAGGCAGUUACGAAUUAUUAGCAACAGCGGAAUAUUGCAAAAACAACCAAUUACCUUUACCUCCAGCCAUCAUAUUUCUACUCGAUGUUUCCCAAUCUGCUAUACGUUCAGGUUUAGUACAGCUAUUCUGUUCCCAGUUUGUAGAACGUAUUCUACCAAAUUUACCUAGGGAAAAAUUUACAUCACCAGAUAUGGUUAAUCCAAUUCGAUUGGGAUUUAUUACAUAUGAUCAUCAACUUCACUUCUAUACUGUACCUCGUGAGUCGUCGUCAUCUGCUCAACAAACAUCUGAAUCUACAGAUCAGAACACUUAUAACUCUUAUGGUAAACCUCAAAUGUAUAUUGUAGCGGAUAUUGAAGAUGUGUUUGUGCCUACAGUUGAAGGUUUCUUGAUACCACCUGAUCCUGCUAUCAUUUCUAGUAUUUUAGAAAUGAUACCUACUCAAUUUUGUACAGAGAAUGCUUUAAACAGACAACCUACAGAUAGUGUAUUAGGCCCAGCUAUCCAAUCCGGAAUGGAAGCUUUACGUGCUGCAAAUCGUUCUGGAAAAUUAUUUGUCAUACAUACUAAUCUACCGAUUGGUGAAGCACCGGGUAAAUUGAAAAAUCGAGAUGAUCGUCGUCUUAUAGGAACUGAAAAAGAAAAGACUUUACUUCUUCCAGAUAAUGAUUUUUAUGUUGGACUUGGUCAAACAUGCGUAGAAGUUGGUUGCAGUGUAGAUCUUUUUCUUUUCCCUAAUUCAUUUGUUGAUAUUGCUUCUUUAGCCGAAGUGCCCAGAUUGACAUCUGGUCAUUUAUUCAAAUAUAACUGUUUCCAGGCUGAUUUACAAGGUCAUCAGUUUAUAGCCGAUCUUCAACGUACUUUGACCAACCUACAAGCUUUCAACGCUGUUAUGCGUGUUCGAACAAGUACUGGUAUUAGACCUGUUGAAUUCUUUGGUAAUUGUUACCUACCUAAUACAACUGAUGUUGAGUUGGCUAGUGUUAGUUCAGAUAUGGCAAUCACUGCAGAAUUACGUCAUGAUGAUAAACUUCAAGAAGGUGAACACGUAUUCAUUCAAGUUGCAUGUCUUUAUACUUCAAUAUCUGGACAACGAAGGCUACGUAUUCAUAAUCUGUCAAUUCCAGUGACAAGUAUGAUACCUGAUGUAUUUCGUCUUGUCGAAUUAGAUGCACAUAUGAAUUGGUUGAGUAAAUAUUCAAUGCGUUCUCUACUCAACCGUACACAUUCACAAGUAAUGGAUGAUUUAACGACAAGAGCUGCUAACACAUUGGCUGCUUAUCGUCGUCAUUGUGCUUGCGGUCCGAAUGAUGUAAAUUCGAAUCCUAGUGAAUUAGUAUUACCACAAAAUAUGAAAGUAUUUCCUCUGUACAUACAAUGUCUUAUGAAAACUGAAGCUUUUAGUCCUGCUGACGGUAUCACAAUUGAUGAUCGUUGUUGGCAAAUGUUUUUGGUCAAUCAAAUGGACGUUAAACAAUCCAAUUGUUAUAUUUAUCCUCAUUUGUAUCCUAUUCAUGAUCUUUCACUGAAUUUCGAAGGUGAUAUCCAUUAUCCUCCAGCUGCUAUACGCUGUUCAUAUGAUCGUUUACAAAUGGAUGCAGCUUAUUUAUUGGAUAAUGGAAUUUAUCUUAUCAUGUGGAUUGGUCCAAAUAUUUCGUCAGAAUGGAUUCAAGCAGUAUUCAAUGUUCAAAAUCCUGAACAUUUUGAAUCAGAAAAAAUCUAUGACUUGUGUAAUUUUGAUAACGAAAUCUCACGUAAUCUGUGCACAUUGCUGAAAAAGGUUCGUAAAAAUCGUUGGCAUUAUUCUCGGGUAAGUGGGAACUUUCUGUAUGUCUAAUUCUUGUUUGAACAAAUAAAUGACGUCCAUUGUGAAUGUAUAUAUUCUGUUCAGUUGAGUACUCAAACUAUAGUCAAUGAUCAUAUUAAUUUAUAAGUUUUAAUGCAGGUUAAUAUUUUCCAUUUUCAAGAUAUUCACUACUUUAUAUCAUCUAUAAAAUUCUUUAAUAUGGUAGUCAGGCUAAUCAGCUGCCUCUUCAUAGUGUUAUGGACAGAUGAUGUUCGUGAAUUCAGUCAAUCAACAAUAUUAUUGAGUAGAUGAAGAUUAUCUGGUUAUAAAGAUAACAGGAUAGGCGUGGUGUAUACAUUUAAAAAUACCAGAUGACAUGGCGUAAAGAAGUCGUAAUGAUGAAGCUGAACUUAUUAUUUCUUUAUCUUGUAAAUAUUAAAUAUCAUUCUUAAUUUUCCUUUCCUGAAUUUCACUUGUUACGUUUUGAACUUAAUUUUCCAUGUUUUAGUCACGAAUAUGAUGAACUUAAAUGUUUUUAAGGUAUAUGGAUGAUUGUUACUUCUCUGUUUUCUAGAAAGGAAACUGUAUACGCAGUACGUUUAAAAACCUGGGAGCAUGACUGCAUUACGUGAAGGGUAAUUGCUUGGAACUGGUCACAUAUAACUUUCUUGUGAAUAGUUCUUAAUGUGUUAGCUUAGUAUUUCAAAGGCUCUACCACUGGCGAUGGAAAUCUAUGGGAAAAUAUGAGGUGUUCAUGUUUUAGAGACUUAGAUUUUCUAAUAUGAAAUUUAACUUUGUCAUUGAAUAUCAAACAAUUUUAUAUACGUGUAUUUAUUAAUUUGGUUAAUAAAAUGACUAUAUUAAUAGGUAGUUAUUUGUAUGGUAGAUAUUCACUAACUAACUGAAGCAUCAGUUUGCAUGUGGAACCAUCAUGUUCGUUUCUAAGUGUCGAUGAUUUUUAGAUUAAAAAUACUUCAACUUUUUCAAUCAAUAUUUUAGUGGCCCGUUGAUCUGACUCCUAUUUAGAUCGUAUGGAUGUUUGCUAUCGCCUAUUCUCGUAUAUCAGCCUCGACUUUAAUCACGUUAGCCAAUAACGGAAUUAAAUAAGUCAAACAACGAGAAUGGGAUUUUGAAUACAUAUAUUUUGUAUAUAAGGUGAAUGGAAUAGCAGGAAGAGAAGCGAUGCAAAGUGGAGAUGGCUGGUAAGCCAACUCACUUUUAGUCAGGCGUUAGCCAAUAUUUAUAGGCAGACAAAAAUAAGCUACAGACAUGUGAUGAGACAUGGGAUAAGAACUGUACACACAUAUACGCUCAUAUAAAAACAAUGAAGACUGGUAAGCGAAUAACUAACAUGGUCAACAUAUGACUCAAGUAGAAUGAAUAGAUUGGUCUGUCCGAAAUCUAGAAUAAGAUAUAUGGGCUUAAAAUAAUAACUGACACUACCAUAUCAAUUCACAUAUUCUAACCUUCUACUUCACUUAAUCUAAUUUUAAGCCUUUGAAUUUGGAUCGUACAACCUUUUUACGAAUGAAUAUAGUUGUGAAAAUCUUAACUACAUAAACUUGAUAAAGAUGUAUCCGAUGUAAUCAUAUUAUAUUGAUAAUACUAAAGAUGAUCUUGAAGCGCUAAGAAUAGCAAAUAUUAAAAUGAAGUCUUUUUGAUUUGCAAAUAUUCCAAAUGGCUGGUGAGAUGAUGAUUCUCUGAGGCAAUCAUUUAAAAAAUAGCUUAAAUGAUGCCUUUUCUCCCCUUUAGCUAUUUGUACAACAAUAAAAGACUGUUAUUUGUAGUGUAUUGAUUAGGGAGUUCUUUUUUUUAGAAAGGGAAAAUAGUAAAAUUGUUCAUAAAAUAUGUUUUUGAUAAUUGACAUUAUAUUCAAGAAGUAUUCACCGUGUAUUCAUAUUAGUCUACUUUCAUUUCACAUCAUUUUUACUGCACAGUUCAACAAAAUGCAUUUUCUCAUUGAGAUCAUGAAUCGAAAGUAUUAGAAGCCCAUUUCGUCCUAGCAUGGAACUCCUCAACAGUGCUCAUACACGAUCCUGCACACGGGAUUUGAUUCUAGGCUCUUCGAUCUCACGCGCGAAUGUGAGGGUUUUGUGAAUAUGUUUAAAUUUUGUUAUUGUUAUGAUAUAUGAACCUGACCUUAGUUAAAUCACAACCAUUGAAAAUCAGGAAGAAAUGCUGCUAAUUGAUUUGAAGUUAAACAUAUGUUAUUAGAUGGUAACCUUGUAAUCUGAUGGUCAAACACACUGUUGAACCUGAAAGUCGUGGGUUCUGUCUUAUGUAUUGUCAUGGGGAUGGACAAUACUAAGGGGGUCACAUGUUAAAAUAUAAAACAGAUAUUUUUCAACGGUUGUUUAAGUUGAGUCUAUGAUAUGGACUAUUAAAUCAAAACAUUGUGUUUUGUGAUUCGGAGUAAUUUUCUGCUCUACAAUACUGUGCGGUAUUGCCGUUAGGAAUUCACAUGAGAACUAAUAGCCAUCGUUACCUUUUGUAUUGUCAUUGGUUAGGCGGUACAAUUUCAUUUAACUAUAUCGUAUCUGUCUACCAAAAUUGUAUGAUGCAUUAUUAGAUGUCAAAUGUAUGAUUUUCUGUUUUUUUUCUAAAUGGUAUAUAUCUCUUUUCUCUAUUCUUCUUGGUGUACUUUUUGUUGUAGUUAUUGGUUGUACGUCCUGGAGAUAAAAGCGAACUAUGGUUUCGACGUUUCAUGGUCGAGGAUCGAUGCAGUGGUAAUUCGAUUUCAUACACAGAAUAUCUAUGUCAUAUUCAUAAAGAAGUAUCCAGUUUACUACAUUGAUAUUAUUGAUGAUAAUAUGAACACUAUCGAUAUGGGUUGAUGCUUAGAUUAUUGGUCUAGUUUAAUCCCUUACUUUGGUUUUGUUUAUUCAAAACAAACACUCUCCUAGUAUUUGCAGCAUGAAAUUCGUCGAAUGCCUUACUCUUUUCUUAUGUACUCUUGUUGCUGGAGUGCAACUUUUUUUUUAAAAAAAUACCCAUUUAUAUUUACAUCAAUCUCAAUCUGGUAUUUAUUCUUGCGAAUUCCUUUGAAGUGUGUUAUGACUAGUGCUUCCUUGAAAUAUUUCAACAAUUUCUGGCAUAUAUAUUAGGGUAAUGCAUCAUGUCUGUGUUUGUAUGUGUAUGACUACUAUUCACAAACAAUAUAAACCAUACUACAUAUGAAGGUAGGUAUAGAUUUUAUGUAUGAAAAGAAAGUAGCUAGACGGGGCCAAGUUAUGAGCAUACACACACGGUGUUUGUAUUUUCUUUGUUACUGUUCUCAGUUUGUCAUCAUCACCACAUUGGUUUCACGGUUUGUUACUUUUUGCUUCAUUUGCUUUCUUUCUUCAUUAAUUCAAUAUGAUCCUAUCAUUUUAGAUGAAUAAUAAAAAACACAACCUAUUUUGAUUCUUUGAAUUACAUCAAGUAGUGUUAUUUUGCGUUUAUGCACACGGUAGCGCAUAUCCAGCUCAACCGUUGUUAACAAAAGAUCAUCACCAUAACUAUAAGCAAUAGGGAUUCAUUCAUCCUUUCUCUCCUUCUAUGCCUUGUUCUCCAUCUCCUUCUCCCUUUCUUUUUGUUUUCUGUUCACUGUGGACAACGGCAAUAAGUUUUAUGUCGCUUAAAAUAUGCCAAAAAUGGUACUUGUUUUUGUGAUUGUGAGUAGUGGUGAAUUUUGUUGAUUUCUUUUUACUACUAUUGAGGAGAAUCCAUCAGCUUACUUUUACCCUGCCCACCCCUUAUCCUGAAACUAAUGUAAUUUGUAUUUUGAAUUGUGAUGUUGUAUUCAGGCUUUGUUUUGUUUUGUUUCGCUUAUUAAUUAGAUACGUUGAGAAUAAUGUAUUUGUAUGUUCUACUUUUGUUGUUGGUUGUAAUUCUUUUGUGAUAAUAAUUUUCUGACUUCUCUCUGUGUGUGUGUGUUUGUGGAGAAUGACAUUGACAAAAUGAUCUUUGAAAAGAGAACUAUUGACUUAUUGAUAGCUUUGAUUAAAUUAUAUUAAUGUUACAUAUUAUUUCCCCGGAUUUUUUUCUUAAAGGUUUCCCGCAUAUUUUGAACUUAUCAUGAGUUUUUCUUCUUAUGUUCCAAUCCUAAGGAUUAUCGGGAUGUUUGCUUUAAUUAAUAUACGUUUUUAUGAAUAACUUAUUCAACAUUUAAUCUAAUCUGAUGUUAUGCUUAAUGGUGAUGAAGGUUUAC
Molecule: messenger RNA, 7070 nt
Organism: Schistosoma curassoni
Lineage: Eukaryota; Metazoa; Platyhelminthes; Trematoda; Strigeidida; Schistosomatidae
Source: the annotation of a GenBank genome assembly